Monosiga brevicollis MX1 is the source of this 1677-nucleotide messenger RNA. RefSeq lists its product as uncharacterized. The transcript has 3 exons. The record is from RefSeq and is a predicted model, not a curated record. Gene Ontology annotation, molecular function: protein binding. The coding region runs from base 1 to 1677 and encodes 558 amino acids. NCBI's taxonomy places the organism in Eukaryota, Choanoflagellata, Craspedida, Salpingoecidae.
AUGGCGGCACCAAUCGCUAGCUCGACCCGCCAGAUGGAUGGCCCCUUGACGGCCGUCGAACGCUUGGAGAAUCAUCCCAGCAGCUCCCCGCCUCGGCGCAGUCACUCAUCCGUCACCUCCCAUGACUCAUGUUCAUCGUGGCCAGUUCGCGAACACCUCCUGGCGCUGAGUUACACCGUGAAAAAGCUGCCUCGCGUGGGACUGGGCAUCACCCUCAAAGGCUCGGCCUCUGGCCAUGAUGGCCCCUGUGCUGGCUUGCUGGAAGUAGGCGAUGUCCUCAUCAAGGUCGACAGUUUCAACUUGCGCCGAGCCGACCUUCAUGACGCCCUCGCACUCAAAGUUGUGAAGCAAAAGUUUUGUGACGAUGCGUACGAGGUCAGCGUCGUGGUAGAACGCGACCCGUUGUACCAGGCCGCGCCAGCUGCUGGCUAUCAGCCGAGUUCAAGUCCUCUUCGGCCCGAGCGCACUAGUCAGCGGGCCCCUCUCAAGUCUCGGCUCUCGGACCUGAUUGAUGACGGGUUCUCGUCCGGCGGCUCCCAGUCGAGCAUCGACCACUUUGCUUUGCGCCAGGCCCAAGCCAGCCACCAGGCCCGCCCGCCGCCCGCGCCCAUCGAGCGCGAGGUCAUUUUGGUGCCGGCAUCGUCCCGUUCAUCAACGCAGCCGUUGGUCGCGAGUCCACAAUCUGACGAAUGUGACGUGUUUGCUGCAGUGGAUACCGAGCCUGCAUGUUUGAAGCACCGAACCCAGAGUCCCAAGCGCGCUGACCGGCGUCGCCAUCAAGCAUCGUGGCAGGACUUGGACUUGGAAGAUGACGCGGUCUUGACUGCCGGCCUGACGGCCGUUCCGCAACCGGCCCCUCCCACGUCUUCCAUCCCAGCUCGAAAGACAGUGUCCACGGGAGCCCACCCCCACCUAACGUGCAUGCGGUGUGCGGAGGUUCAGCGUCUCUUCUCGCUUCCGCUCUGUGCUCGCCACGCUACGGACCCGGCCGUGAUGGAUGCCAUGGAGGCAAGUCAAUCAGUCGAUGACUCGAGAGACCCGGCACAGCCCGACUCGGAUGCCAUACCCAGCCUCAACUUCCAACCGCGGUCUCUAGAGGACGCUCCAACCUAUGCCAGCAUGGCUCCACCAGCUGCAGACCGUCUUCGAGCCGAGAUGCCGCCCAAGCAGGUGCUCCCACCACCAGCAUCGUUAUGUCCCACCCCCGCGACACUCAUCGUGCCUGAUUUUACACACAACAAUUCCCUCGGCGCGACAGUUGGAGCCAAUAAGACUGAGCAACGAGUUUCACCGUUGCCUCGAUCCACGCGCCAGUCCCUGUCCAGCGACGUGGGUACAACCCGUAGCACACCCCCACCUUCCUUUGACACGACCAAGCUGUCUGCCUGGCGCAGUGUGGACACGAGCGCGGAGAGUGAACUGGCAGAGAUCUUUGCCGAGGAAGUGCUCUUUGACGAUGGAACCACAAGCGCACGAGAGGAUCGCAGCUGCCGGGUAUUGGGGACGACCGAGCAAGGCUGGGUACGGCCGGUGCAAGAUGAUCUUGCAGCAGAUCUCUUGGCCGUGCUACAGGAACUAGAUGUUAAACACCGUGAUCGAGUCAGCAGAGACUUGCCCUUGCCAGCCGAAACAGCCGAUCUCAUGAGCUUGGGGGGUGAGGCCAACUUUAUGUUGUAA